UCGUCCCUCUCCGCCAUUCUCCCCUCCAACUCUUUGAACCACAUCAGUCUCUCCUCCUCCUCCUCCUCCUCCUCCUCCUACCGUUUGGACUGCAGCAGCCUCUCCUCUGCCUCCUGCCUCUCUCCCAGCAGCCUCUGCAGGUGAACAAUCUCCCUCUGGUAAGACGCUGCCUUGCCCUCCGCCGCCUCCUCCAGUGCCGCCAGUCGGCUGGACGUCUGCCUGCGGUACACCUGCGCACGCACACACACACACACACACACACGGAGUCAGGGACAUGCGAUGUGGAGCACUGCCAUGAAGGAGCUGGAUCCUCAUGGAGGACGGCACCGCAUCAGCAGCAUCACCAGAGAACGGAGGAGCGCAGGAAGUGGAGCCACGCACAGCGGGACGAGAACACGACGUGAAGAUGAGCUGCCCGCCGGCUGACUUGGAGGAGAAGGAGCGUCCAUCAGAGGAAUUAGAGUGUAAAAUCUGUUACCAACGCUACAAUGCCCACAACCGCAGACCAAAAAUCCUGGACUGCCUCCAUCGGGUGUGCGCCCGAUGCCUCGUUAAGAUCCUCUACAUCGCUGAUGGGGCGGGCUGCAUCACCUGCCCCUUCUGUCGGCACCAAACCGAGGUCACAGACUACGCGGUGUCAGCCCUGCCCGAUGACACCAACGUCAUGUCCCGCUUGACUGUACGGGAUAAAACCUGGAGCUCCGAUCACAACAGAGAGGUGGUCCUUUCUCCGAAGAGUUUCUUCUCCUCCAGUCCUUCCCAUGACUCCUCCAACUGCCUCUUCAUCACCAUCAUGGAGGUGCAGAGAGACACGCAGCGCUCCCCGAGUCACACCGGCAGCUCAGACGUCUAUGCAGAGCGCAACCUGGACUCCCCGUCGGUGGGCUCCAACAGCCCGGCGGACCAGGACUCCCUGUCCAAGUUCUGUAAUCACGUCCCACGCAUCCUGGUCUGGCUGCUGGGCUUCUUGUACUUUGGCUCCCUGCCGCUAGGGAUUUACUUGCUGGUGAUCCAGAGAGUGACUCUCGGCAUCGUCUGCGUAAGCUUGGUGCCGUCCAGCCUGACCGUGUGUCUGGUGUACGGCUUCUGCCAGUGCUUGUGCCAGGGGAUGUGUGACUGCUCCUCCAGCAGUUAAGCGAUAGCCAAUCAAAACACUGCCGCUGCCGGUAUGGGACAAAGCCUGUGCGAUGCUCCGUGCACCUUUUUAAAGCACAGGACCUGGGAUGGCGCUGGGUCGUGUCCGUGAUGCUGUGGUCAUUGCUGAAUAUCAACAAACAUGUCCACGUCAGCCCAAAGCUAAAAGUAAACCAUUUCGCAGAAACAGAAGUCAAUUCAAACCACCAGCCCACAUGAUUGGGCACUAGUCAACAGUCUGAGACCAGCAUACUGUAUGUCAUGAAGCAAAACGUUGUGACAAACUGAUAUUUGUAAUUUUCUAAAAACGCUAAAAACAAUCCAACAUAGCUAAGCUAAUAGGUUAUAUAUAAAACAGCUGCAUUAUUAUUAGUAGUAUUAGUAGUAUUAGUAGUAGCACCGUUUCCAAUUGUUGCAGGUUUUUUUUGUUGUGUGCGUGUUUAAUUGGAUUUUCACAUUGUGUCCGAUUAAAAACCAGCGUGCCACAAAUGGAUACCAAAUGCCGUCAUCACCGAUUUCAACUUCCUCAUAGCAUCUCAGCUUUGUGUUACAGCCAACAUUGUCAUUUUAGUUUUUAUAUAUUUAUUUUCAUGAUCACCAAAGUUGAACCAGUUUAAAUCAACGUCCGUAAGACUGGCUGACUCACGUCAACAUAAGCGGUAGUCAACAUAACAGAAAGUAGCCACUGCUUGCACAUGUACUUUUGAUUCUGGGGGAUAUUAAAUGCAUUUUUAUCCUACGGCAACUUGUGGACAUGGUUUUUCUUCAAUUGUGUAUAUCAUAUUUUGUUUUCCUAUGAUAUUUCAUAC
This is a messenger RNA of Doryrhamphus excisus (bluestripe pipefish), 1943 nucleotides long. Its product is annotated as E3 ubiquitin-protein ligase RNF182. Lineage: Eukaryota; Metazoa; Chordata; Actinopteri; Syngnathiformes; Syngnathidae. The record is from RefSeq and is a predicted model, not a curated record.